Phoenix dactylifera (date palm) is the source of this 2191-nucleotide messenger RNA. RefSeq names its product zinc finger CCCH domain-containing protein 39-like. Gene Ontology annotation, molecular function: metal ion binding; mRNA binding. The record is from RefSeq and is a predicted model, not a curated record. NCBI's taxonomy places the organism in Eukaryota, Viridiplantae, Streptophyta, Magnoliopsida, Arecales, Arecaceae.
UGUCCCACGAUUUUUUAUUUAUAUUUUUGCAGCUCGUUAGGGUUUUAGAGGCGACCGUUGGGGUUUAGGGACUCCGAGAAGGAACUCCGGACGGCUCUUCCUCCUCCCGUUCCCACGAUCGCAUGAAUUUUCCGAAUGAAAUUAGCUUCUAAUUUCGGAAAUCUAAUUCCAUUGUUUUUUUGGAAAUCUAAUUCGUUUUACGAAUCCAACACAGAGUCUCUCUUUCUAUAUUCUUUUCCGACGUUGAGAUUUUUUUUUUGGCCGCAAUUAGGGUAAGAGAAUCAUGGAGAUUUUAUUUUUGGCCUUCUUUUUUUUGGGGUUUCCAAUUAAACCGUCUAGAAUUUUGGCCCAUGGGAGCAGACGUUCUUCCUUCUUAUUUUAUGCUCAAAGUAUUUAAUGCUGAUUUUCUUUUGGAAAACCUAAUUGUGCCCAGCAUUUAUCGUCAGGGAUUAGGGUUUUAUGUUGAUAAACAACUUUUCUUUCUCGAGUGUAUCAAUCUAUUGGGGGAGGACUUGUUGUUGGUAUGGAGCACAAGGUUUCUCCCUUCAAAAAAUCGAUCUUGAUCUGAGAUUUCAUGCUGGGGUUAGUGUAAGAGAGCAUCGAUGCAUCAUUUCUUUUUGCUAUUUUUUAUUCGAAUAAGCAUUUGGAUUUUUCCGUGGUAGCAGAGGUUGUUUCCGUCGAUCUUGAUUCUUGGGUUUUCCCUGGAUUACAGAUUUGCAAUUCAUGGCAGUACCAAUGAUUUAGAUUUCUCAUAGGCAUUUUAGAAGUGAUCUUUUUCUCAAUUCUUUUAUUUCAGUUUUCUUUUUAAAUCUCCAUCUGGAUAUUUUGAUAGCAGCAGAAUUUGUUCUCCGCUAUUCUAUGCUCAAAGUUUCAAUCUUCAUUCUUUGCUUUUGCUUGGAUUACAGUUUCUCAAUCCAUAUCAGCGUCCAAAGGAACUUUCCUAGAAAUUUCGAAGCGAAUCAUUGAAAAUUGGUAUAUUUCAGCGUUAGUUUCAAUGGGCACUCCCCCGGAUCAAGCCUCAGCUAGCUUCAUCCCUCAUCCUCCUCCUCUUUUCGCUGCUGCUAUCAGCGACCAUGUGAUCACGCUGUGGCCGCAGAACCCUGCAGACCAGGCAGAAUUUGAGGCUCCCCCUUUCAAGAGACCAAGAAAUUCAGAUGGUAUCCCUCUGAAUCCACUGGCGGUGAUAUCCUCUCCCCCAAACGCUCAGACAAACCCUCCUCCAAACCCUCCAACCAGAGGAACAAACUGUGUCUUCUUCAAGACCAGGCUCUGCCAAAAAUUCAAAGCACGGUCUUGCCCGUGGGGUGGCAACUGCAACUUCGCGCAUGGGAUCGAAGAGCUCCGCCAGCCGCCACCCAAUUGGCAGGAACUUGUUGCUGUGGAACGGGUGAAUGGCAGCGACAGACAGAGAAUGCAUAGGAAUAAGAUCUGCAGGAAGUUCUACAAUGGAGAGGUCUGCCCUUAUGGCGAUCGCUGCACUUAUCUCCAUGUGGAACGAGAGAGCUCAGGGAUGGUCGUGGGGUCUGUGGCAGGGCUCGAACAAGGGGGUAAUGGAAGUGGAUUGCAUAAUUCUGAUAGUACUGGGGGAUUUAGCUCUGUAGGGGACUGCAAUGGAUCUAAUCAGAAGCCAAAGAUGAAGAUCUGUUACAAGUGGGAGACCACAGGCCAUUGCUCCUUUGGCGAGAGAUGCAUCUACACUCAUAGCCGUGCAGAGCUAAAGAAAUCUGGAGGCCAUGUGGAGUUGGAUGGUGGAAAAAUUGGAGCAGCUCCAUCAAAACCUGCCUCUAAUUCGACAAACGAUGCCCCGCUGAUUAAGACAGAGUCUACUUGUAUGCAUCAAGCUCAGCAGAAGAAGAGUGUUUUUCCAAAUUUGUCCAAGAAACUUAGCUGCAUCUAUGCAGAUUGGAUUGAUGAUAUUCCACUCUUUUCCCGCACCUCUUAAAGCAAAGCAGAAACUUGAUUAGGGCUUGGCCGUCAAAGUUUUUUUUUUCUUCAAUCAAAUAUUUUUUGCUGUGUUGGCAACCUAUUGAUACUUUGGCUCAGCAUGAAGUUUGGUGGCCAUCUGUAUGUUAGCACACAAGUGACACAACUCUCCAUGCAGACAUUAUAUCACACAGUUCUGAGUCAUGAGAAAGUAUAGAGGAUUUUUUUUUUUGCCAUAAGUUAUGGGUAAAUAUUGCUAUAUUCUGCA